GUCGGACUGUAACAGAAGAGGGGAGAAAUCUUCUUCUGAGCUGCUUGAGUGGGCUGGGGGCGCCCGCUAGGCCCUCCCCCGCCGAGGCGGAGCCACGUCCCCGCUGCCAGGCCCCUUGGCUGCUUGUUGUUCUCUGCUGCUGCUGCUGCUGCGCCUUCCCUCUCUCAGACGCCUCUCUGGCACCAUGAGUGGGGCCGGCGUGCGUGCUGGGCUGCGGCUGCUGCCGCGCUUGGCGGCGGCCCCCUCCGCCCCCUACUGCACCCGCUUCGGGGUGGAGGCCCCCGGGGCUGCAGCCGCCCAAGCCCCUCAGCCCAGGCCACCCUAUGGGAGUCGGAAGCCCCACGCACGACGGGUGGCGGGGGCCACAGCUGCUGCAGACGAAGACCCGGCAGCCCGAGCCUUCUCCAGCAGCGCUCCGGCUCCAGGAGCGGACAACAAAAGCUUUCUGUGGGCGCGCUACGGGGAGAUGAAGCGGCUGGUGCAGGAUUUGCUUCCUCCUGGCGUCUGCAAUCUUCUGAAUCCUUCAACCAUCUACUCCAACAAUGAGAUUUCCCUGAGUACCAUCGGGGUCUAUGGCUUUGACUAUGACUACACGCUAGCCCAAUACUCGCCUGCCCUCCACUCCCGGAUCUACAACACUGCUCGGGAUAUUCUUGUGGAGCAGUAUAAGUAUCCAAAUGGCAUCCUGAAGUAUGAAUACUGGCCCAACUUUGCCAUCCGGGGCUUGCACUACGACAUUGCCAAGGGCUUGCUUAUGAAGAUAGAUGCCUUUCACUACAUCCAACUGGGCACUGUAUACCGAGGCUUGAAGCCUGUUCCAGAUGAGGAAGUGCUGGAGAUGUAUGAUGGCACCCACCACAUCCCUCUGCACCAAGCCAGUGGCUUCUAUGGCAAGGGCCCAGCCAUAAAGCAGUUCAUGGACAUCUUCUCUCUGCCGGAAAUGACCCUCCUGGCUGUAGCUAAUGACUUCUUCAUCAGCAAUGACAUUGACUAUGACCCCAUUCAUCUCUACAAAGAUGUAACGGAUGCCAUCCGGGAUGUGCAUAUUAAAGGUUUUAUGUACAAGUGGAUCAUGCAGGAUCUGGAAAAGUACAUUCUGCAUGGAGAUGAGACGUAUGCUGUGCUUCACCGCUUGGCCAAAAGUGGCAAGAAGCUCUUCCUCAUCACCAACAGCCCUUUCAGCUUUGUUGACAAAGGGAUGCGGUACAUGGUGGGUAAAGAUUGGCGGGACUUCUUUGAUGUGGUCAUAGUCCAGGCAGACAAGCCGCAUUUCUUCAAUGACUGUGUCAAACCUUUUCGGCGACUGGACAGCAAUGGAGACCUGCAGUGGGAUAAAAUAAAUAAGCUGGAGAAGGGGCAGGUGUACAAGCAGGGCAACCUCUUUGACUUCCUCCGCCUUACAGGUUGGCGCGGAUCCAAAGUUCUCUACUUCGGAGACCAUCUCUACAGUGACCUCGCGGAUCUGAUGCUGCGCCACGGCUGGCGGACAGGGGCCAUAGUGCCUGAGCUGGAGGCAGAGACUAAAAUGGUGAACACAGAGCAGUACUCGCAAGCCCUCACCUGGUUGCAGGCCUUGACCGGGCUGCUGGAGCGCAUGCAGAUGUUCCAGGACUCGGAAUCCCAGCAGGUGCUACAGGACUGGAUGAAGGAGAGGCACGAGCUCAGGGCACUCACCAAGAACCUCUUCAACCCCCAGUUUGGCAGCAUCUUUCGCACGUGCCACAACCCCACCUACUUCUCACGCCGCCUGUGCCGCUUCUCGGACGUCUACAUGGCCUCACUCAGCUGCUUGCUGAACUAUGACCUCAACUACACCUUUUAUCCGAGGCGCACCCCGUUGCAGCACGAAGCGCCCCUCUGGAUGGACCAGCUCUGCACGGGCUGCAUGAAGACGCCCUUCUUGGAGGAGAUGGCACACAUCCGCUAGGGACCAUGGCGGGGCGCCAGAGCUUCCUGUCCCUUUGGUUUCAUGCCCUCAACAGCAAUGGCAUGCUGACUUCAGCCUUUAUAGUCUGCCUCCUUUAAUUAGAAACCUUAUGGUCCACCGAGGUGUGUUCUUGAAUUUACAGAGCAAGAGUGCAUAUUGGGGGUUCGUUAAAGGCAUAACAGACUUGUGUUGAAUGAUCCCGAGCAUGCCUUUUUACUUAAGAACGUAAGUGUUUUGCUUGAUCAGGCCACGAUUCAACUAGUCCAGUGCUUUUUGUAAGAAUCCCAGCAGGCACAAGGUGAUCUACUAUGAAGUUGGACAGUGGUCAGUCUUCAGUCCAGUGCUACUCUAGGGAGUUUGAAAUGGCUUUCUCCAUGUCCACAAAUGGAGCAUCUUGGACUGGACUUUUGUUCACUCUGUUUUGUCUUGGGGUAGAUGUGCACCCCCUGUAAACACUCAGCUGCCACUAAGGGAGGGGGAUCCUUAGUUUUGUUGCUCUAUCCGCACAAGCUGCUCAGCCUUCUUUGGGACUCUGCAGAACUGCACAAGUUGCUGCAGUGCUUGAGGUUUACAUUCCCCCACACUCACUCCUUUUUUUUUUGGCUUGUGACAGGGAGUGCUACAGGUACUUUUGGGGAGAGGGGGAAUUGGGAUCCUGUCUCCCAGUGAAGUGGGAGUGGCAGGAGGUGCUAUGGGAGGGAAAUAUUCUUAGCUGAUAACUGGUAUUUUGUAAUUUUAAUAAAGAUCAGUGUAAAACUUG
Hemicordylus capensis (graceful crag lizard) is the source of this 2687-nucleotide messenger RNA. RefSeq names its product 5'-nucleotidase domain-containing protein 2-like. The transcript has 14 exons. Bases 185 to 1927 code for a protein of 580 amino acids. Lineage: Eukaryota; Metazoa; Chordata; Lepidosauria; Squamata; Cordylidae. Gene Ontology annotation, molecular function: 5'-nucleotidase activity. The record is from RefSeq and is a predicted model, not a curated record.